This is a messenger RNA of Zophobas morio, 546 nucleotides long. RefSeq lists its product as uncharacterized. The record is from RefSeq and is a predicted model, not a curated record. NCBI's taxonomy places the organism in Eukaryota, Metazoa, Arthropoda, Insecta, Coleoptera, Tenebrionidae. The transcript is spliced from 2 exons. Bases 151 to 546 code for a protein of 131 amino acids.
UUCGCUUCCCAAGAUUAGCAUCCCUCACUGGCAACAACCCAAGCACUGUCACAUUCACUCCCGGAAAGUGACCGGAACCCGCAUUCCUACCUUGGGCUGAGUACCCGGAAUUUGUCCGUUUCGACUGUUUGUUUGGCUUUGUUGGCUGAAAUGUUGAGCGAGGCCCUGACGCUGGCGUGGGCGCCCGACGAGUCCAAGUGCGACAGGCGUCUACCCGUGAACUUUGACCUUUCAAUUGAACUCAUCUGCCAACAAACCUCGACGAAUUCCAACAGGUUCCCACCUUCCGUUCGCUGGAUGCUGGAGCUUUCGCCAAAUUUCACGCUUGACAGCUUAGGCGUCGUCAGCCCGGAACAUAACCAUCAACAGAAACCCGUCAAGGUCACAUACACCAAACAAAUUUUGAAAAUUUACACUAGGGAGUGGUUCUAUAGAAAAGAUCGCGAUUUUAUAUCCAGAAUUUUAUGGAGGGAUCAGAUUUUUGGGUUUUGGACCACUAAAUAUGUAGGUGGUAUUAACACAAGUGAAGAAAAUUCAUUCAAAUGA